Molecule: messenger RNA, 516 nt
Organism: Anthostomella pinea
Lineage: Eukaryota; Fungi; Ascomycota; Sordariomycetes; Xylariales; Xylariaceae
Source: the annotation of a GenBank genome assembly
AUGCUUCGUUCGCAACAUCCCGAAGCGUCUACUACUUUCCUCCAAUUCCUCCACUCUCCCCCUAUUCCGAACACAAAAGACAAGCAAAAGCUAACACCACCAUGUCCCUCAACUGGACCUUCGCCUGCGGCUGCCCCGCCGACCUCUCCCCUCCCGGAGAUCCUCCAACAGCACUACCACCAGCGCCGCCCCGCCGCCGCCGCCCAACUCAUUCCCAGCAUCCCCGACCCCAACGAGCAGCACCUCUGCACCUCCUGCCAGCUGGCCACCGAGCGCGGCGUCCUCACCGCCCUGCGCGCCAUCCGGAGCUACCACGACGGCGUGCUGAUCCGGCAAUCCGCCCUCGACUCCAUCUUCGCCGCCCUAUACCGCCGCCCUACAAGGCGCCGAUACCGAAGCCUGGGACCGCCGAGACGUGUGGGUGCUGUUCUUCGCGGCCGUGUACACCCACCGCCGCGCGAUCGACCUCGCGCCAUGGUCGCCGAGGGCGCUGGAGGCGCUGGUGCUGCAUUUUGA